Messenger RNA from Oncorhynchus kisutch (coho salmon), 3615 nucleotides. RefSeq names its product casein kinase I. The record is from RefSeq and is a predicted model, not a curated record. Lineage: Eukaryota; Metazoa; Chordata; Actinopteri; Salmoniformes; Salmonidae. Gene Ontology annotation, molecular function: protein kinase activity; ATP binding. Gene Ontology annotation, biological process: protein phosphorylation. Bases 341 to 1606 code for a protein of 421 amino acids. The transcript is spliced from 11 exons.
GAAUGACAUCAUUGAUAUUGUCAAUGGUGUAACUGAGACGAGAGAUAGAGGAAUAGCUGGAUUUCUGAGUUUACACCUAAAUAUCUGUCAUUCGCAGUGCAGACUAGACCAGAGUAUACCGCGGGACGCUUACAUCAGGAUCAGCAGGGCGGUGAGGAAUGGUUCGUCAAGCGCAUCGGCCGUCUUUCGCUGUCCAUGGUGCUGUUUGAAUGACAACGUCCUGAUCAGCACCUCGGUGGAAGGAAGGCAGCAGUCCCUGAAGAGCUUGAUCAAAAACGGUGGGCAACGGAGGGGAGGAAAGGCACGGGUCCAUUGUGAGUUGGGAAGGACAGCAGGAACCAUGGAACUGAGAGUGGGGAACAAGUACCGCCUCGGCAGGAAGAUAGGGAGCGGCUCUUUUGGAGACAUUUACCUGGGCAUUAACAUCGCCACGGGUGAGGAGGUGGCCAUUAAGCUGGAAUGUGUGAAGACCAAACACCCACAACUCCACAUCGAGAGCAAGUUCUACAAGAUGAUGCAGGGAGGAGUGGGCAUCCCAUCCAUAAAGUGGUGUGGAGCAGAGGGAGACUACAACGUGAUGGUGAUGGAGCUGCUAGGCCCCAGUCUGGAGGAUCUGUUCAACUUCUGCUCCCGCAAGUUCAGCCUCAAGACUGUCCUGCUGCUGGCUGACCAGAUGAUCAGCCGUAUUGAGUACAUCCACUCUAAGAACUUCAUCCACAGAGAUGUGAAGCCUGACAACUUCCUGAUGGGCCUGGGCAAGAAGGGCAACCUGGUGUACAUCAUUGACUUUGGCCUGGCCAAGAAGUACCGCGACGCCCGCACACACCAGCACAUCCCCUACCGCGAGAACAAGAACCUGACCGGCACGGCACGCUAUGCAUCCAUCAACACACAUCUGGGGAUAGAGCAGUCUCGUCGUGAUGACCUGGAGUCUCUGGGUUACGUCCUGAUGUACUUCAACCUGGGCUCUCUGCCCUGGCAGGGCCUCAAGGCCGCCACCAAGAGGCAGAAGUACGAACGCAUCAGUGAGAAGAAGAUGUCCACCCCUAUCGAGGUGCUCUGCAAGGGAUACCCCUCUGAGUUCUCCACCUACCUGAACUUCUGUCGCUCUCUGCGGUUCGAUGACAAGCCGGACUACUCGUACCUGAGACAGCUGUUCAGAAACCUGUUCCACAGACAGGGCUUCUCCUACGACUAUGUCUUUGACUGGAACAUGCUCAAGUUUGGGGCCAGCAGGACAGCCGAGGAUGGGGAGAGGGAGAGGGAGAGGGAGAGGAGAGAGGGAAAAGAGGGAGAUGAGAGGAUCGGCGGGGGACCUAGGGUACCUCGUGCCCUACCCCCGGGCGGCAACCCCCCGGGCGGUGUAGACAGGAUCAGAAAUGGCCCCAAUGCAGCAGCCUCUAACCCUGCUUCCAGAGGAGUCGCACAGUCAGGGAACCGGUCCCCACAGGCUGUGUCCCGUGCGGAGCGAGAGAGAAAGGUGGCCAUGAGGCUCCACCGUGGUGCCCCCGCCAACAUCUCCUCCUCUGACCUCACUGCACAGAUGGGCCAGUCACGCAUCGCCACAUCACAGGUCAGUGUGCCAUUUGAACACCUGGGGAAGUGAGCUGCUCCUCUCUGGCCCUCUGGACUGGCAGCCAUGGCAUUGUAUCAAAUACCUACUCAAGUACUUUUGAAAUUGUUGGAUAAAAAAGAAAGGAGUGGGUCAACAACACUGAAGAGGGAUGAAAGAUGGAAGAAAAAAAGGAAAGGAACGAAGGAUUGAAAGAAAGUGUGAGAAGUGAACUCCUGUCCACUAUGACUGUAGUUAACUGGAAGAAAUUGUGAAAAGAUGAAAGAUUGACAACUUAAAGACACUCUCAUGGUCUAGGCUUGCUUCCCGGGCUUGUAAGACCUUUGCCUCGGCUGGUGAAUGAGACUUCGGUACUACUGUCCUGGUUCACUCUCAUUACACCGGCUAUAUGAUCAGUGGGACCAUACACGUCUCUCAGAAGCUCAAUGCGCAUAAAAACAUGCACAUGUCAGUGCAAAACGGACAAGCUCUGAUUGUUCUAGAUGUUUUCACCGCUGAGGUGGUUGUGUGGGCUCAUGUGUAGCUUAAAAAACACAGUCGAAACCGUUUGUCUCACAUUGAAUGUCCAAUUUAUGACAGCUGCAUUUACUGCUAAUGGUGUAUGUUUAUAAUCAACAACAAGAAGAACAAAAUCUGAGGUUUCCUGUGGUCAAGUAAAAAGGAUUUAUUCACUAGUAGGCAAGACGAUCUCAGUUGAGAGGAAUUGGGUGUGAAAUGAAAGAAAGAGAGAUAGGAAGAGAUGUGGUAAAACGUUGUUCAGGAAUGGGAAAAGAUGAAUGUGAAUGAAUGUGAAAGUGUUUGCGUCAGAGUUGCUUAGAGAAGUGGAAGUGUUUGCAUCAGAAUUGCUUAGAGAAGUGGGUUUGCAUAUAGUCAGUGUAUGUCAAUGUCUUAUUGUCUUACUGUUUGUUUUUCGUACUUUUGGUUUUAGCAAGCCAAGGACCAACCAAGAGUCAAAGGAGGAAGGGGGGUGGUAGGAGACUUAGAGAGAUGGACUGUCACCCAUUUUCUCUUUACGUCUUCGCGGUUUAGGAAUUCCAGGAUAAGAAUAAUUAUGAGUAGAUUUUAACCUAGCGUUAAAUGAGGAAAUUUUGGUUCUACAACACUUACUGUUAAGAUUAUUGACACAUUUCCAUUGAGGUUCCACUCCCCUCUGCGGUGUAUGUGAACACAGUAUUGUAUUACAUUUGUCAACAACCAAGAGCUAAAAAUGCCCCUUCAAAUGAUGGUGGACCAUAUAAUAAAGGACCGUUACUUCUUAUCAUUAUGUGGAGGAAAUUAGUUAUUUAAUCAAUUGAUUGUUUUUGUUCUAGAGUUUUUGUCAACUGGUAAGUCAAGGCAAGACACUAACCUCUCAUGCCAGGCUUCGCAAAAGGGAGAAUAAUGUUAAACAAUACCUGCGUUCUUGGUUGUUAUGAUAAUAAGAAAACAAGCCGUAUUAUCCUGGCGAUGCGAGGAGGAGCAUGGGAGAAAUGAAGAGGAUGGAUUUCAAAGUUAUAUGCUCAAUAACUUUUUUUAAAAUAUUUUUUUAUCUCUUUAAAUAUGUUUUUGUGUAAAGCAAAAAUGUGCUAGGUUGUUUGUUUGAAGAUGUCAAUGUAGUAACAGAGAUUUAUUGACCUGCAGGAGGGCUUGGUUAGGUGCAAAGGGAGUCAAAUGUAAGGUAGGCCUACACCUGAGCAGGCAGAUAACAAUAAAGAUGGAAUAUAUGGUUGUGUGGGUGCACUGAUAUCUUGUACAUUUCUUUACCAUGUUUAGAUUUUAUUACAACAAUAUUGUGUAUAAUAAUAAUAAUUAAUAAUAAUAAUUGUAUUGUGUCCCUUUCCAUAAAGUUGUCUUGUUGCAUCUCAAACUCAACAGCACAGCAUCACCACAUAUAGUGCAUAAAUACAUAGAUUACAUACAACGAUGUAAAUUACGUGCAAUAAUGCAACAAAAAACGACAGAUGUGGAUAAAGUUUACGGAAUAGGCCUGCGCUAGUUCAUACCGUUUUGAUUCAUGGGAGGGGGGCUAUAUUUUAUGAGUCAAUAAAGAUAUGCACAACUUA